Messenger RNA from Zymoseptoria tritici IPO323, 3012 nucleotides. Its product is annotated as valine--tRNA ligase. NCBI's taxonomy places the organism in Eukaryota, Fungi, Ascomycota, Dothideomycetes, Mycosphaerellales, Mycosphaerellaceae. Gene Ontology annotation, cellular component: cytosol. Gene Ontology annotation, biological process: valyl-tRNA aminoacylation. The record is from RefSeq and is a predicted model, not a curated record. The transcript is spliced from 3 exons. Bases 1 to 3012 code for a protein of 1003 amino acids. Gene Ontology annotation, molecular function: ATP binding; aminoacyl-tRNA deacylase activity; valine-tRNA ligase activity.
AUGGCGUUGAACCACGCUUCCCACAAUCCGACGGGCGAGAAGACCAGUCCUGCAACUGGACAAUCUGCUCCGGGAAAGGAUGGCGGUGAUGGCGAUGGCGGAAAGAAGGAGAAGUCGGAGCGAGAGCUGGCCAAGGAGCCAUACAUCCCUUCCGUUGUGGAGAGUGCCUGGUACGACUGGUGGGAGAAGGAGAAGUUUCACGAGCCGGAGUUCGAUGCAAACGGAGAGGUCAAGUCGGCUGGACACUUUGUGAUCGCCAUCCCACCACCGAACGUAACUGGUGCUCUUCAUAUCGGCCACGCAUUGGCGACAGCACUGCAAGACGCCAUGUGUCGUUACAACCGAAUGAAGGGUCUGACUGUGCUGUACGUUCCUGGAUGUGAUCACGCUGGUAUCUCCACCCAGAGUGUGGUCGAGAACAUGCUCUACAAUCGCCGCAAUGGCUUGACGAGACAUGACCUGGGUCGUGAGAAGUUUGUUGAGACUGUCUGGGAGUGGAAGGAAGAGUACCACAGCAAGAUCAACAAGGUCAUGAGGCGGCUGGGAGGAUCGAUGGACUGGACCAGAGAAGCUUUCACCAUGGAUCCCAAUCUCUCCAGUGCUGUACGGAAGUCAUUCGUGCAAUUGCACGAUGAGGGUCUGAUCUACCGUGCCAACCGCUUGGUCAACUGGUGUUGCAAGCUCACCACCGCACUGUCAAAUCUUGAGGUCGACCAGAAGGAAUUGGAGGGCUCGACAAAGAUUGACGUUCCAGGAUACGACAAGAAGAUUGAGUUUGGCUCCAUCUGGAAUUUCAAGUACCCGAUUGAUGGCACGAAUGAGACGAUCGAGGUUGCCACCACUCGUCCUGAGACCAUGCUUGGCGACAGUGGUGUUGCUGUCCACCCCGAGGACGAUCGAUACAAGCAUCUUCUUGGUAAAUUUGUCAAGCACCCGUUCGUUGACAGACUGCUUCCCAUCUUCGGCGACAGCACUGUCGAGAGGGACUUUGGUACUGGCGCUGUCAAGAUCACUCCUGCCCACGACUUCAACGAUUUCAAGCGUGGCAAGGAGCACAAGCUGGAGUUUAUCAAUAUCCUCAACGACGACGGUACCAUGAAUGAGAACGCCGGGCCAUUUCAGGGACAGAAGCGGUUCGACGUGCGAUACACUGUCGUGGAGGAGCUGACCAAGCUCGGCUUGUACGUCGGCAAGUCGAACAACAAGAUGACGAUUCCGAUGUGCAGCAAGUCGAAGGAUGUCAUUGAACCAAUUCUCAAACCACAAUGGUGGAUGCACAUGAAGCCCUUGGCCGAGCCCGCCAUCGAGGCUGUCAAGAGUGGAAAGAUCAAGCUGAAGCCAUCAUCCUCCGAGAACACCUACUACCGCUGGAUGGAGAACAUCGACGACUGGUGCCUGUCUCGUCAGCUUUGGUGGGGUCAUCAGGUACCGGCGUGGUUCGUCAAAGUCGAAGACGGUCCGGCUUACGAUACAGAUGCGAGCUACUGGAUCACUGCGGAGACCGAAGAGCUGGCUCGUGAGAGAGCUGAGAAGAAAUACCCCGGCAGGAAGUUUGAGCUCGAGCGCGAUCCUGAUUGUCUCGAUACGUGGUACUCCUCCGGACUGUGGCCAUUCUCCACCCUCGGGUGGCCAAACAACACUCACGAUUUUGAGAAGCUCUACCCAACUUCAGUGCUUGAGACUGGUUGGGACAUUUUGUUCUUCUGGGUAGCGAGGAUGAUCAUGUUUGGCAUUAAACUCACCGGCAAGGUCCCAUUCACAGAGGUGUACUGCCACUCUCUGAUUCGAGAUUCUGAAGGACGAAAGAUGUCCAAGUCGCUGGGCAAUGUGAUCGAUCCCGUCGACAUCAUGGACGGCAUCACCUUGAAGGAACUCAACGACAAGCUCAACGUCGGUAAUUUGGCUCCAAAGGAGAUCGAGCGCGCGACCAAGUGGCAGAAGUCAGCCUUUCCCGACGGCAUUGACGAGUGCGGUGCUGAUGCUUUGCGAUUCUCUCUGGCCAACUACACGACGGGUGGUGGCGACAUCAACUUCGACGUCAAGGUCAUGCGCAGCUACCGCAACUUCUGUAACAAAAUCUACCAAGCAACGAAGUAUGUCCUCGGUAACCUGCCCGCAGACUUCACACCUCAGAAAGUCGGCGGCAAGACCGGCAAGGAGAGCCUGCCCGAGCGCUGGAUCCUGCACAAGCUUACUAUCGCCGCGCGCGAGGCCAACGAUGCGAUGAACAAGCGCGAGUUCUCCCGCUGUACACAAGCAAUCUACAACUACUGGCUAUACGAGUUGUGCGACGUCUACAUCGAGAACAGCAAGUCCAUCAUCCGCGACGGCAGCGCUGAAGAGAAGCAAUCCGCCAUCGACACACUCUACACCGCCCUCGAAGGUGCCCUGACCAUGAUCCACCCCUUCAUGCCCUUCCUCACGGAGGAGCUCUGGCAACGUCUUCCACGCCGUCCAGAAGACAAGACACGCAGUAUUGUCCGCGCCGCUUACCCUCAAUACGAGGCCACCCUCGACGACGCUAAAUCUGAGCGCGACUACGAACUCCUCCUCGGCUGCUCGAAAGCCAUCCGCUCGCUGCUGAACGAGUACGCCAUCAAGGAAGACGGUCAAGCUUUCGUCCAGCCUCUCAACGAUGAGUCCUUCCAAACGGCUUCGAAGGAGGUCCUCGCGAUCAAGACUCUAGCAGGCAAGAACGUCAAAGACCUCAGCGUGCUCAAGUCAGGCGAGGCCGUGCCAAAGGGUACAGCCGUGUACCCUGUGUCGUCUGCGGCGGCGGUGUACUUGCAGCUGAAGGGUGAUGUCGACCCGGAUAAGGAGAUCGGCAAGACCAAGCCGAAAUUGGCGAAGACUGCGGAUGCCGUGAGCGAGCAGGAGAAGCUGAUCGGCACGCUGAGAGAGGAUGUUGGCGAGGAGGUGCGGAGGAAGGAAGAUCAGCGGUUGAAGGAUUUGCUAAGCGAGCAGAAGCUGUACGAGGAGAGCUUGGCGCGGUUCGAGGAGAUGAAGUUGUGA